This is a messenger RNA of Eubalaena glacialis (North Atlantic right whale), 2177 nucleotides long. It is a transcript of the gene COG8, whose product is annotated as component of oligomeric golgi complex 8. Gene Ontology annotation, cellular component: COG complex. The transcript has 5 exons. NCBI's taxonomy places the organism in Eukaryota, Metazoa, Chordata, Mammalia, Artiodactyla, Balaenidae. The coding region runs from base 1 to 1971 and encodes 656 amino acids. The record is from RefSeq and is a predicted model, not a curated record. Gene Ontology annotation, biological process: intra-Golgi vesicle-mediated transport.
AUGAGAAACCAUAGAGACCGGAAGUGCGCCCGGGCUGCUUUGGGUUCUACGGAGUCAGCGCCCUCGCUGAGCGGGAGGGGAAGUGACGCUGCUGCUGAGAAGAUGGCGGCGAUGGCGACUCUCCCACCCUCGACUACGGCCACGGCAACGGCCACCGCGGCUGCUCUCGGGGAGGUGGAGGAUGAAGGGCUCCUGGCGUCGCUGUUUCGGGACCGCUUCCCGGAGGCCCAGUGGCGGGAGCGGCCCGACGUGGGCCGCUACCUCAGGGAGUUGAGCGGCUCGGGGCUGGAGCGGCUGCGGCGCGAGCCCGACCGCCUGGCCGAGGAGCGAGCGCAGCUGCUGCAGCAGACGCGCGACUUGGCCUUCGCCAACUACAAGACCUUCAUCCGCGGCGCCGAGUGCACCGAGCGCAUCCACCGCCUCUUUGGCGACGUGGAGGAGUCGCUUGGCCGCCUGCUCGACCGCUUGCCCAGCUUCCAACAGAGCUGCAGGAAUUUUGUGAAAGAGGCUGAGGAGAUCAGCUCCAAUCGCCGAAUGAACACCCUGACUCUAAACCGGCACACGGAAAUCCUGGAAAUCCUGGAGAUCCCUCAGCUCAUGGACACCUGUGUCCGGAACAGCUAUUAUGAAGAGGCCCUGGAGCUUGCAGCCUACGUACGCCGACUGGAAAGGAAAUACUCCUCCAUCCCUGUCAUCCAGGGCAUCGUGAAUGAAGUGCGCCAGUCCACGCAGCUGAUGCUGAGCCAGCUGAUCCAACAACUGAGGACCAACAUCCAGCUCCCUGCCUGCCUCCGUGUCAUUGGCUUCUUACGGCAAAUGGAUGUCUUCACCGAGGCUGAGUUGAGGGUCAAGUUUCUUCAGGCCCGAGAUGCUUGGCUCCGUUCUAUCCUGACUGCCAUCCCCAGUGAUGAUCCCUAUUUCCACAUCACGAAAACCAUCGAGGCCUGCCGUGUCCAUCUGUUCGAUAUUAUCACCCAGUACCGUGCCAUCUUCUCAGACGAGGACCCGUUGCUGCCCCCUGCCAUGGGCGAGCACACCGUGAAUGAGAGUGCCAUCUUCCAUGGCUGGGUGCUGCAGAAAGUCUCACAAUUCCUGCAGGUGCUGGAGACCGACCUUAACCGAGGGAUAGGCAGCCGUCUGGACUCUCUGCUGGGCCAGUGCAUGUACUUUGGGCUGUCUUUCAGCCGGGUAGGGGCUGAUUUCCGGGGUCAGUUGGCUCCUGUUUUCCAGCGAGUGGCUAUCGGCACUUUCCAGAAAGCAAUUCAGGAAACGGUCGAGAAGUUCCAGGAUGAAAUGAACUCCUACACCCUCAUCUCAGCUCCAGCCAUCCUGAGCAGCAGUAACCUGCCUGCUGCUGUUCCAGUGACUCAGCCGGGGACCCUGCAGCCGCCCAUGGUGCUCUUAGACUUCCCACCCCUUGCCUGCUUCCUCAACAAUAUUCUGGUCGCCUUCAAUGAUCUGCGCCUCUGCUGCCCCAUGGCCCUGGCGCAGGAUGUGACUGCGGCCCUGGAGGACGCCCUUGCCAAGGUAACAAAAGUAAUCUUGGCCUUCCAUCGUGCCGAAGAGGCUGCCUUCAGCAGUGCGGAGCAAGAGCUCUUCGUCCAGUUCUGCACUGUCUUCCUGGAAGACCUCGUUCCUUAUUUAAAUCGCUGUCUCCAAGUCCUUUUUCCUCCAGCUCAGAUGGCACAGACCUUAGGCAUUCCACCCACUCAGCUCUCCAAGUACGGAAACCUGGGGCAUGUGAACGUCAGCGUCGUCCAGGAGCCUCUGGCCUUUAUCCUGCCGAAGAGAGAGAUGGCCUUAUGUCUAGACGACAAGGCGCUAGUCCCCGAGCUCACAGCUCCAGCACCAGAACCCCCCGCCGAGGGGCCAGUCCUCGAACCUUUCACCCCGGCUUUCCCUGACGGGGGGCAACAGGAGGUGGGAUCCGCGGGACCGCCGCAGGCCGACGAGCCUAGUGCAGGCACUUGACAGGCGCCCCCUGCGCCCGGGCCGGUGCGGCGGUUACUGGGGCCCCGGCGGCCGAGGGGCUUACUUACUGCAGCGCCCGGCGGGAACGGGAGUUGCCGCGCGUGGGAGAGGCUGCGAAGGCAUAAUUAAAGGGAGAACCUCCUGGUUAUUCUUGUAAAUGCUUGAUUAAACUAUCAGAAAUGGAAUUAAAUAAUAAAGGUGAUGGA